Molecule: messenger RNA, 336 nt
Organism: Zophobas morio
Lineage: Eukaryota; Metazoa; Arthropoda; Insecta; Coleoptera; Tenebrionidae
Product: chymotrypsin inhibitor-like
Exons: 2
Coding region: 16-267 (83 amino acids)
Source: RefSeq, a predicted model, not a curated record
CUUAAGACAUACAACAUGAAGCAAAUCAUUUGUAUCAUUUUAAUUAUUUGCUCUCUUUCCUCCAUUUAUUGCUACUCGGGGCCAACCGAGUGCCAGGGCGCCAAUGAAAUAUAUAAUUCGUGUGGUUCUCCUUGCGUCGCCACAUGUGGAAAUAGACAAUUUGCAAAUUGUGUAGCAGAAUGUGAAGCAGGUUGUUUCUGUAAAGAUGGCUACUUGAGAAACGAUAACGGAAUCUGUGUAUUACCAAAGGAUUGCUAUUCAUACUGAGACACUUAUAUACAGCUGCCAGAUGUUCUUGCUGUUUGAUUCGACUUAAAAUAAAUAGGUUUUAGCAAA